UCGGGACCCAGCGGCGACCGGAGCGGCCGGCGAGAGCGGCGCGGCGGCGGGAGACGGCCCGCGUCGGAGGCGGCGCGCCGGGCAGGCUCUCGGGGUCCCACAGAAGAGUGGAACAAGGCGGCGCCGGGGCCCGGGAAACGCAACAGAGUCGGAGGUCGGUGGGUGCGAAUCGUGGCCUUCCUUGGGAGGAGCGGUCUGUCGUCUAAGAUACGGGGCUUGGGCCUGUACUACCCUAGUUCCCCCAAAACACAACAGGGAGAUAUACUCUCGGAGAGGGCAGGGCAAACUCGCCCCAUCCCCGUCUGCCCCCCGAAAUUCCGGCUAAGUCUUCCCAGCAGAGCCUGGUUCAAGAUGGGGUCCCAGGUCUCGAUGGACAUGAAAGGUGUGCACGUGGUGAUUGUGGGCGGCGGCUUCGGCGGGAUUGCGGCUGCCAGCGAGCUGCAGGCACUGAAUGUCUCCUUCAUGCUGGUGGACAUGAAGGACUUCUUCCACCACAAUGUGGCAGCCCUCCGGGCCUCCGUGGAGAGUGGGUUUGCCAAAAAGACAUUCAUUUCCUACUCGGUGAGCUUCAAGGAAAGCUUCCGGCAGGGUCUGGUGGUGGAGAUUGACCUGAAGAAUCAGAAGGUGCUGCUGGAGGAUGGCGAGGUCCUGCCCUUCUCACAUCUUAUCCUGGCCACAGGCAGCGCUGGGCUCUUCCCUGGCAAAUUGAACCAGGUUUCCAGCCAGCAGGAUGCCAUUCAGGCCUAUGAGGCCAUUGUGAAGCAGGUGCAGCGCUCACAGUCCAUUGUGGUGGUAGGAGGAGGCUCUGCGGGAGUGGAGAUGGCAGCAGAGAUUAAAACAGAGCACCCUGGGAAAGAGGUCACUCUCAUUCACUCCCAAGUGGCCCUCGCCGACAAGGAGCUCCUGCCCUGUGUCCGGCAGGAAGCAAAGGAGAUUCUGCUCCGGAAAGGCGUGCAGCUGCUGCUGAGUGAGCGGGUGAGCAACCUGGAGGAGCUGCCUCUCAACGAGUAUCAAGAGUGCAUCAAAGUGCAGACGGACAAAGGCACUGAGGUGGCCACCAACCUGGUGAUUGUCUGCAACGGUAUCAAGAUCAACAGCUUUGCCUACCGCAGUGCAUUUGAGAGUCAGCUGGCCAGCAAUGGUGCUCUGAGGGUGAACGAGUAUCUGCAGGUGGAGGGCUACAGCCACAUCUAUGCCAUCGGUGACUGUGCCGAUGUGAAGGAGCCCAAGAUGGCCUAUCAUGCUGGCCUCCAUGCCAAGGUCGCAGUGGCCAACAUCGUCAACUCCACACAGCAGAAGCCCCUCAAGGCCUACAAGCCGGGUGCACUGACCUUCCUCCUGGCCAUGGGGAGAAAUGACGGCGUGGGCCAGAUCAGUGGCUUCUAUGUGGGGCAGUUCAUGGUGCGGCUGGCCAAGAGCCGGGACCUCUUCGUCUCCACAAGCUGGAAAACCAUGCGGCAGUCUCCACCCUGAUGGGGAGUCUGGGUGGGGGAUGAGGUGCCGCCGCCACCCGCUGAAUGGAUUGCUUGACCAAUGGUACCCACCUGACAAGUGCUAAAGGGCAGGUGCUCUUUUUCUAAAGGAAGAUGCCAGUGAUGUACUGACCAGAAACACAACUUACAGAAAACCGAAAAUGGAGAGAGAGACAGACAUUAAAAAAAGACACCCCUAGAGGAUUCUUCCUGGGUUUGGAAAGGUCUGCUUGCCCUUUGCUGACUGAAGGCUUCACUUGGUCCUGGAGGGCAGCGGAGGGCACAGCCGGCCUUCUCUACCCCAGGAUGUGUGCGUAUGUGUGCACAUGGGGUGUGGCAUUCAGAGCUCUCAGAGUAGAGAGAGCUGGGUCUCCAGGCGGCUGGCAUCCCAUCCAUAAGGUCAGGAAGGAGGGCCUGCAAAGUGAGACCAGCUGAGGAAGAGAGGCUGGAGUGGAGAGAUGGCCUGCAUCCCAACCUCUCCCAUUGUUCAAGGGAAGCCAAUACAUCCUGUAACACCCAGACUCUUAAUAGGAGUCUAAUUGUUUUUAAAGAUUUUUUAUUAAAAAUAUAGUUAGCAUACAAUAUUAUGUUAGUUUCAGGUGUACACCAUAG
Molecule: messenger RNA, 2084 nt
Organism: Hipposideros armiger (great roundleaf bat)
Lineage: Eukaryota; Metazoa; Chordata; Mammalia; Chiroptera; Hipposideridae
Gene: AIFM2
Product: AIF family member 2, ferroptosis suppressor
Exons: 9
Coding region: 352-1473 (373 amino acids)
Biological process (GO): positive regulation of apoptotic process; apoptotic mitochondrial changes
Cellular component (GO): cytoplasm; mitochondrion
Molecular function (GO): flavin adenine dinucleotide binding; electron-transferring-flavoprotein dehydrogenase activity
Source: RefSeq, a predicted model, not a curated record